Molecule: messenger RNA, 852 nt
Organism: Gracilinanus agilis (Agile Gracile Mouse Opossum)
Lineage: Eukaryota; Metazoa; Chordata; Mammalia; Didelphimorphia; Didelphidae
Gene: DOC2B
Product: double C2 domain beta
Exons: 8
Coding region: 1-852 (283 amino acids)
Cellular component (GO): membrane
Source: RefSeq, a predicted model, not a curated record
AUGGAGAGGCCUGAGAUAGACUGGCUCGCUAAGCGCUCUGCCCCCGAGGACGCUUGGCCUGGACGUGUCCGAAGCUCAAGCCCUGUUGUCCGUCUGGCCUACUGGGCAGUGACUGCCCCAGCAGCUACCUUGGGGACCUUAGACUUCAGUCUGCUGUACGACCAGGAAAACAACGCCCUUCACUGCACAAUCAGUAAAGCCAAGGGACUGAAGCCGAUGGACCAUAAUGGGUUGGCAGAUCCAUAUGUCAAACUGCAUUUGCUCCCGGGAGCAAGUAAGGCAAAUAAACUCAGAACAAAAACACUGCGGAACACCCUGAACCCCACCUGGAACGAGACUCUCACCUACUAUGGGAUCACAGAUGAAGACAUGAUCCGGAAGACCCUCAGGAUUUCCGUCUGCGAUGAGGACAAAUUCCGCCACAAUGAGUUCAUCGGGGAGACACGGAUCCCCCUGAAAAAACUGAAGCCCAACCAGACCAAGACCUUUAGCAUCUGUCUGGAGAAGCAGCUGCCGUUUCUUGGCUAUUAUUACAGAUACCUGAAACCUGAUGUGGACAAGAAAUCCAAGCAUAAGACAGCUGUGAAGAAGAAAACCUUGAACCCGGAAUUCAAUGAGGAAUUCUGCUAUGAGAUAAAGCAUGGCGACCUGGCUAAGAAGACUCUGGAGGUCACUGUUUGGGAUUACGAUAUCGGCAAAUCAAAUGAUUUCAUCGGAGGAGUCGUGUUAGGCAUCAACGCCAAAGGGGAACGUCUGAAGCACUGGUUUGACUGCCUAAAAAACAAAGACAAGAAAAUUGAGCGCUGGCACACACUGACGAAUGAGCUGCCCGGUGCUGUCCUCAGUGACUGA